CUUGGAACCUCGGAGCCACGCGCCAGCCGCCGCAUUCCGAAUUUCACUGCCUCAUUCUCGCAAGCUGCAUCGCUGUGCUAGUUCGCUUGGUCUAGCUUCCUCCUACGCACACCUCAGCGGCCCAGGAUUCACGCCCGAAUAGCCGCUGAAUUUCGUCUCUGAGGGGAACAACGCGCUCGACCCCCGUCCCAGAAUAUCUCGAAGAUGUGGUUCCUCUUCAGACGGCAGAAGACGGCUCCCCCGCCAACCAAGCCGUCGUCUGGCAUCCCUGCACCAGCGUCUCGGAGGCAACGGUUUUGGAUGACGAUGGCGAGGCUUGAAAGAAACAGGCCAUUCGUCUUGUUCUUGGAAUUGUUGAUCGUGCUGUUGUUACUGGCCUACGUUGGCCUUUUCAUCUACUGGUGGGAGCUGCACCACCCGAAACCACCUUUGGGCAUCCUGAGGGGAGAGCUCCUCAAGGAUUUCGACCGCUACUCACCGGACGACAACCACACCGAGCAAGUGCUGGCGGAAGUGCUCGGUCCCAGCGUCGAGCCAAGCGUGAAGUGCGUCACACCCGGCUGCCAGUGGCUCGAGAAGCAGACGUCCGAAGGCGUGCACUGGAGACCCGAAGCCUGCGCAGACUUCUACGGACACGUGUGCAAUGGUCGCGGGUCUCUCUACCGCCGUGCCUCCGAGGACCUGAUGGUGGCCGUGGUGAAACGCGCCCUCAAGGACGCCACGAGCCACCAGGAAGGCGAGGACUCCGAGGCGUCCGAGCACGUCCGCAUGCUCCGGCACUGCGUCAAGGGCGACCUAGGUGCCUCUGACUUCGCUUUCGCUUGUGAUUUCAGCAAACUUGGUGGCACCUCCUCCCGCCCUUGUCCCACGGAUUAUCCACACGUUCCUCGCGCACUGUCCGAGCUGGUCUUUGAGCAGGACAGUGACGUCACUGUCGAAGAGUUCGUGUCUCGCGUGGAAAGAACCGUUCGAGAACUCGAACUUCCCAUAACACUGGAACACAAAACGCCUAAAGGCAUAGAAGAAAGCCGUAUAGAAGAUAUCUGUACGUGGCUAGCUGAUUCAGCGCGCUGCGAUCUCAGGGAAAAAUUCAGUGUUACCGGUGACGUCGUGACCCACUAUCAGACGCUGUGGAAUGAACUCUACUUUGCACCUCUCUUUGAGACGAAGGAAGAAAGCGCGCUGUGGGAGUUGCGGGGCGGUAGAAAGAGUGCCCGCAAGCGGGCCUGCACCCACAUUCACGAGAGGCUUUUCAGGGUGCAAAGUAUCAACCUGGCCACGGCCGUGCUGGACAAGAGGAUGGGCAACGUCCAGGAGACGGUGGUGCAGGUUUUGGAUACCGUGCAGCACAUGCUGAGUCAGCGGGUGCCGUACUGGCUCUCCAGACACGAAGAAGACGAGCUUCUCCGCUACCAGGAGAAGCGGAGACCGGCAUAUCUGGCUGAGUUGAAGGCAGUGGGCGUGGAGCUGGCAGGACUAUCCGAGCCUUCAGCUUCUGACCUUGGAACGUCAGUCUUCUCCUGGAAGAUCAGGUAUGACCAUGAUCGAAACGUGUUGACUGUGCCUCACGGUCUCAUGGCGACCAUGGUGGAGAGUGACGUGGAAGAGCCUGUGCUGGCGGUCCCUGUUUCGGCGCCCAUUAUGCGUCUCCUGCUGCCACAGCCGGAGGGACCGUACUCCUGGAAGGACGGUCACGACCAGCACCUUGCCUACGUCACGGAGUGUUUCCGGUCGGUGCACAACGCCACCUUGGACGUCGACGGCAACGCGACUCUCCUCAAGGAGCUCAUCUACGAGUCCGCGCUUCUCGGCCCGCUGUUCGACGUCUACCGCAAGACCAUCUUCGAGACCUUCGACGGGGAGGUCUACAUGCACGAUCGCUACGACAACUGGCAGCUUUUUUACGUCAUCUGGACCAUGACGCACUGUGGUGACCCGCAGAGCGCCGACUUGGUGAACGCGGUGUUGAGGAACUCCGUGCGUUUCACGCGGAGUUUCGACUGCGGGCUCAAGGACGCCAUGUAUCAGAGAAGGAAGUGCAACUUCUGGGUUUACUGGUGACCAAUAAGACAUGGUGCCGCUUGUUA
Messenger RNA from Dermacentor albipictus, 2087 nucleotides. RefSeq lists its product as uncharacterized. Gene Ontology annotation, biological process: proteolysis. The record is from RefSeq and is a predicted model, not a curated record. Lineage: Eukaryota; Metazoa; Arthropoda; Arachnida; Ixodida; Ixodidae. Gene Ontology annotation, molecular function: metalloendopeptidase activity.